Molecule: messenger RNA, 2871 nt
Organism: Drosophila persimilis
Lineage: Eukaryota; Metazoa; Arthropoda; Insecta; Diptera; Drosophilidae
Product: putative fatty acyl-CoA reductase CG5065
Exons: 5
Coding region: 1113-2666 (517 amino acids)
Biological process (GO): long-chain fatty-acyl-CoA metabolic process
Cellular component (GO): peroxisome
Molecular function (GO): alcohol-forming very long-chain fatty acyl-CoA reductase (NADP+) activity
Source: RefSeq, a predicted model, not a curated record
UCUGCCUUAGGAAAGUUCCGCCGAUGGCAACAAGAUUGUAGAUCUGAAACUACAAUAAUUGGUACAUGUACUAACACGAGACAAGCGGGUCAACAGUCAGUCUGGCAGUCGCGUUUAGUGGUUAACCAGGCUAACAGUAGGCCUGGUCUGCCCUCUGCCCAAGGGAAUUUCACUUUCAAAAAUCACGUUCGCUUCUCAAGUCUUUGGUAUCAAACGGAAUUAUACGUAUGGUCUGCAGCUUAAUUAUUUUGAUCUUGGCCUGGCCCCGGGGCUUUUCCAUUCUUUUGCCACUGUCGCUGUUGAUCUGCCAAUGCUGUAGUCAUUAACGCCUUUUAUUUAGGCCCAAGACAUUCAGGCCGUUUACAAAAUUGCAUCAAAACUUGGCGGCCAUAAAAAAGUAGAUCUGAAACUAUACCCAAGCUUCGUUGUUUGUUUUUAUGGCCAAGUCCGAGUCGGACCUGGCUUCAGUGUCAAGUUUCAGUAGCAGUUGGAGCGGUAGGCGGUUCGGAUUAUUAGGUAUCACAUCCCAUAUCUCAUUGCUUUCCAUUGCUGGGUGGGUCCGCUCUAUACUCUGGGGUCCAAGUCCGUUUAUUCCAAUCGCCAUGUGGUGUUGUGGGUCACUGUGUCAGUGGACGGCUUUCGAUCGGAUGUAAGUCAACAACUUGAAGGACACAGGUUUUCUUAUGUCCGCUGCAGUGAAGUGGACAUGCCCGAGCGCACUGGCAGGCAAGCUCAUGGCUCAUAUCAGUAUCGGGGCGGCAUGCGGCAUGAGGCACAGAUGUGGCAAUCGCCAAAGUGCCGUAAUUCAAAAUUGGUGUCGGUUCGCUUGCCCACUCGAUGGUCACUGCGUUGACACUGCAUGGAUUGGGGACAGCGCCAGCGGAGUGUGGCUGAAAGCGGCUGUGAUCUGCGUUUGUCGCCUGGCCGAGUCUCGGACUGGUUGUUGCCACAUAACAGGCCCGGACAACUUUACGACCAAGAUCAAAUGAAAUUAAAAGUGCACUUGGCUAUGAUGUGACAAUUACGUGACGAGGCUUCCAUUUCCAUAUCUGACAGAGAAUCAACACAUACAUCAUCCUCAUCGCCAUCGUCAAAGACAUCAUCAGCCAGAGAUGACCGCCAAACCGAAGUUUGUGUACGAGAAGAAUGACCUGGCGACCAUAGGCAAUGUGGACGAAAACGAGGUGGAUCGCAUUGCAGAGUGCUUCAAGGGGCGCAGUCUGUUCAUCACAGGAGGCACUGGAUUCCUGGGAAAGGUCCUGGUCGAGAAGCUUUUGCGCUCGUGUGGCGAACUGAAACACAUUUAUCUGCUCAUUCGCCCCAAGAAGGGCAAGGAUCCACAGGAGCGCAUCAAGGAUAUAUUCCAGAACGUGCUCUUUGACCAGGUGAAGCAGCAGCGCGGAGAGGAGCGCAUCCUGCAGCAGGUGGUGGCCAUAGCCGGCGAUGUCCUCCUACCUGGCCUCGGCAUCUCCGAGCAGGACCUGGCUACGUUGCGCGAGGAAGUGUCCAUCGUAUACCACUGUGCGGCCACAGUGCGCUUCGAUGAGCCGCUGCGCAGCGCCGUCUUCAUGAACACGCGCGGCACCAAGUAUAUGCUUGAGUUGGCUGGCAGUCUGAAGCAUCUAGAGUUCUUCGCCUACUGCUCGACGGCCUACUGCCACCUACACGUGAAGACGCUGUACGAGAAGCCCUAUGAUCCUCCCGCAGACCCGCACAAGGUGAUGCAGGCCUGCGAGUGGCUGUCGGACGACGAGGUGGCCACCAUUGAGAAGAAGAUCCUGGGCGAUAUACCUAACACCUAUGCCUACACCAAGUCCUUGGCCGAAGCCCUGGUGGUGGAGAAGUUCAAGGAGCUGCCAGCCGUCAUUCUGCGGCCCUCGAUAGUUAUUCCCAUUUGGAAGGAGCCCAUUCCCGGCUGGACAGACAACAUCAAUGGACCGACGGGCCUGCUCAUCGGCGCCGGCAAGGGAGUCAUCCGCACCAUGUACUGCAAAUCGUCCGGAUACGGUGACUUCCUGCCCGUCGACGUGGCUGUGAAUGGCAUACUGGUGGCCAGCUGGAGGAACAUCACGGCCGGCACAGACAACACGAACCGUGUGGCCCACAUGACGUCCUCGAACGACAUCAAGGUAUCCUGGGCAGAGAUCAUCGAGCUCGGCCGCUGGGUCAUCGAGAACAAGGUGCCUCUGAACGGCGUAGCCUGGUACCCGGGCGGAUCCAUGAAAUCCAACUACUGGGUGCACUGCAUCUGCAUGAUCCUCUUCCAAUGGAUGCCGGCCCUGUUCGUGGAUGCCCUGCUUUGGCUGCUUCGCUACCCCCCAGUACUGUGCCGCGUCCAGAAUCGCAUCUUUAAGGGCUUCGAGGUAUUCGAGUAUUAUGCAAACAACGUCUGGAACUUUGACAAUUCGGAGGCUGUGAAGCUACGGAAGCUAAUGAACAACAAAGAGCGGAAGACAUAUGUGAUAGAAAAGAUCGAGCUCGAUCUGAUCGAUUACUUCACCAACUGUGUGCUCUGCGCCCGUCGUCUGAUCCUGAAGGAGUCGGACGAAUCCAUUCCAGCGGCCCGGAGACACAUGAAAGUUAUGUGGGUGGUGGACAAGGUCUACAAGGGUAUCUGGCUCUUUGGCAUCCUAUACAUGCUCUACAGGUGUUUCUUCGCCAGUUAAGCGACAGCUCCACCCGGAUGGGAUUUGUUUUUAGCUUAGUUAAGUGCUUGAGACCAAAAUUCGUGCCCUGCCCAACCAAGCCGUAGUUGAUAUGCUUUCUUCUUAAGGUCCUAAGUGUUUUAGUUUUAGUUGGUGCUGUUGAGCGGAAAUGUAAUUGAUUUGAAAUUAAGCAAAUAAAUCGUUGGUUUAUGUACUUUUGAAUAAA